Molecule: messenger RNA, 2061 nt
Organism: Stylonychia lemnae
Lineage: Eukaryota; Ciliophora; Spirotrichea; Sporadotrichida; Oxytrichidae
Source: the annotation of a GenBank genome assembly
AUGGGGACAGAUAUGAAGGUAAUUAGAAAAGAAAUUCAAAAUUUUCUAGGCUAAAUGAAAGGCAGUAUUAGAGAAGGUCAUGGAAGGUAUAUAUGCGCAGAUAAAAACAAGGAAAAGAAUUAUGAGUAUGAAGGGGAAUGGCUCAAGAAUAGAAGACAUGGAAACGGGAGAUGUUUCUAUUAUAACAAAGAUUUAUAUGUUGGCUAGUGGCUUGAAGGACAGAGGCAUGGUAGAGGAACUCAUUUCACAGGGGACGGUGAAAGAUACGAAGGUGAAUGGAGGAAUGAUAUGAGAGAUGGCGAGGGGAUUCUUUGGAGCACUAAUGGGAUAUAGUAUUAUGGUACAUUCAAAAAUGAUAAGAAAGACGGAACUGGUGAGAUAAUAAUGGCAGAUGGCACUAGGUAUAUUGAAGAGUGGACCAACGGCUUGCUACUAAAGCAUCAAAAGAUUGAGGACUCUAAUUUCAGUUCUAGGUAUCUUACUUUGAAUGCAUCUUAAAAUCCGCAAAAGGGCUCUACAACAAGUCUCAGUCAUAGAAGCGGUCAAAAUAAUGGGGGUGAUUCCAACUCCAUUAAAAACUUGAGACAAUACUAAACCUAAAAACAUAAUCAGAACAACAGAGGAUACAAUAUUCAUGAGAGAAUGCAAAUAAAGCAAAAUACAAAUAACACUUGUUUAGAAGAGAUUGAUUCGUUCAGCAAGAUCACUGCUAUCAUUCUAAGAAAUAAAAAUGUUAAUGAAUGGUCAGUUGAAGAUGUGGAAUCUUGGAUGCAUGCAAAUCAGUUCGAUGAUUAUGUCAAAAUAUUUAAGAAGCAUCAUGUUGAUGGAUACGCACUUAUCAAUUUGACAGAGAAUGACCUUGUUCAAAUCAAAAGACUGAUUGAAAUUUGGAAUAAGUUUAGGAAGGAUGAUGGUCACUUUGAUUAUCAUUACACAGAGAUCUCAAUUGACGAUCUCAACUAGACUCUUGAUAAAAUGAAUCUAUCUCACACUCUAAAAUCUACACCAAAACUAGAUCAAUCCGUUAUAGAAUCUGAAAUUUAGAGUAGAAUAAAUUUAGUUCCUUAGAAGUACAAUAGAAAGUAGAGCUUUAUAUCAGGAAUAUCUAGCGGCUUGAAUACAAGAGGGAACAUGACUAAUCAAAGCAAAUAAAUCUCACUAAGUUUAAAUCUUCAGGGUAUUUAGACUUAUGAAAAAAAUAGCUAAAUCAUCGUAGAUUAUGAUAAUCACAGACUAGACGAUGAUGAUGAGGAUUUCGAUAUUGUUGGAGAUGCUCUCUAUAAGUCACUUAAAAACAGUGGCUUCAAUUUCUUAAUAGAAUUUAAAGAUAUAAUCUUUGACUAAAAGAAGGAUUUUAUAGGAGGAGGUGCAUAUGGGUUAGUCUAUUAAGGUAAAUGGCUUGGCGUGAAAGUUGCUAUUAAGAGAUUUGCAAAGAUUACUAAUAACAAAAAGGCUUUGAAAGAUUUUAUUAAGGAAAUUUAAGUUGUUCACAGCUUAAGACAUCCAAAUAUUGUACUCUACAUGGGAGUAUCAUUUGAUUAAAACCAGUAAUACUACAUGGUCACUGAGUAAGUUUAAAUUCAAGUAAUUAAGUUACAGGUUUGCUUAAAAGGGUAGCUUGUUUGUGACGAUUGGACGAUUAAGCUAUGUGAUUUCGGCUUAGCCAGAUAUAAAUACAAAUUCUAAAAUGAAAAUAAGGGCAAAGUUGGCACACCUUUUUGGAUGGCUCCAGAAAUUUUGAGAGGAGAGAGCUAUGAGGAGUCCUCUGAUGUAUACUCAUUUGGAGUAAUCUUAUGGGAGAUGAUGACUGGAUUAGUUCCUUAUGAAGGAAGAUCUUUUGCCUAGAUAACUGGAAUCGUAGGCUACUUCGGUGAUAAGCUAACCCCACCGCCGAAGUCAAAUAAGUAUCUGAAGAAAAUAAUUAAUAACUGUCUUCUAUUUGAAUAGGAAAGAAGACCUGGCUUCGAAGACAUCGUAAAGUAUCUUGAAAAAGUUGAGAAGCAACCAAAGAAUGUGAGUGAUAACCCUUUCAUAACUAAUCUCAAAGACUUUCUCAACUGA